AUGGCCAGCGACGAAGUCCGCCCUUCAACAAGCUCAGACACCCCAGCUCCAAGUUCUCCUCCACCUUACCGUCCGCCUUCCUCGCAUACUCUGCCCAUCCUGCAAUCCCUCAUCCAAUCCACUUCCUUCCGUAUAUGUUCCCUCACCCGCACCCUCUACCUCCCCAUCCCCCACCCCUCGCUCACCCUGUCGCUCACCCUUCCCAACCCCCUCGACUUCGCGCCCCUCCACCGAACCCUGAACGACCCUUCCGUCGCCCUGCAACUCGAAGGACCUCCGUACCCUUACACAGAAGACCAAGCUCGGGGUUGGAUCAAGAGUAACACGGAGAAGUAUGAGAGAAUAGUGGCGAGGUGGAUUGAUGCGGGUCGGAUAGGUUGGGAUGAGGAAGGUUGUCCGGUCGGUAAUUUGAGAUUAGGGGAGGGGGCGGGGGGCACGUGGGUCGGGGAUCUAGGGGUCGUUAGAAAGGGUGGUGAUGCAAACUUUAGGGAGGAGGAUGGGAAUGUGGAGCAGGAUAUAGUGUGGAGUUAUGGAUGUGAGUGUCUUUCAGAGCGGCGUCUCGAGGUUGGGGAAGGCUUCCACUCCAACUCUGGGUUUUGUUUGUAUUGCGAACAGUCUUCCUCGCUCCGCAAUAUCACCGACAAGGCAUCAUGGCCGCAGCAUUGAAAUGCAUUAUCGAAUCUUAUUUGCUACCCGUCCUCAAGGCAAGACACAUCCGAUCCUGUGCAUUCGAGGAUAAUUGGGGAUCGCGCAGGACACAAGAAAAAUGCGGGAUGAGGAGGCUCCCGGACGAGGAUCAUGAAGUGGAUGUCGCAGAGUCCAGAGGUGGGGGCAAGAAGGUGCAUGUCCAGUUCGAGUAUGUUCCACGGUAG
Messenger RNA from Microbotryum saponariae, 872 nucleotides. The record is from the annotation of a GenBank genome assembly. Lineage: Eukaryota; Fungi; Basidiomycota; Microbotryomycetes; Microbotryales; Microbotryaceae.